CACCGUCCAAUUGGAAGUAAAAUCAAAGUAUCGAUCCCUCGGCUCGUCGCUCCCUUUAAAUACUGCUGCGCCCCCAAUUCGUACCACUUUUGGAUCGUGGUCGUUCGGGGAGUUGCCUUCGGGGGAGAGAGAGAUGGCUCGUACAAAGCAAACUGCGCGGAAAUCAACUGGUGGGAAGGCUCCCAGAAAGCAACUUGCGACAAAGGCUGCACGCAAGUCUGCCCCUACCACUGGUGGUGUGAAGAAGCCACAUCGUUAUCGUCCUGGAACUGUUGCUCUUCGUGAGAUCCGUAAGUACCAGAAGAGCACUGAGCUCCUAAUCAGGAAGCUGCCUUUUCAAAGGCUCGUGAGGGAAAUUGCACAGGAUUUCAAGACUGAUCUUCGUUUCCAGAGUCAUGCUGUUCUUGCACUGCAGGAGGCCGCUGAGGCUUACCUCGUGGGGCUUUUUGAGGACACCAAUCUCUGUGCAAUUCAUGCAAAGAGGGUCACUAUAAUGCCUAAAGAUAUUCAACUGGCUAGGAGGAUCCGUGGGGAGAGGGCUUGAUCUUUGACAUUGCUGAACAUGAAGUCAGUCUCCGCUGUUAUCAUUUUGAAUGCUGUAGGAAUAUAAUCCCGCUAUGACUGCUAUGUAAUUGGUCUAUUCAGUGGCACUAUAUGGUCCAGCAUGUUUGUGAUUGUUGCGAAUAUACUGAUGCAGACUUACUACUCGAUGUGAAUUAGUUGCUUGACAUUUUGUCUU
Molecule: messenger RNA, 739 nt
Organism: Zingiber officinale
Lineage: Eukaryota; Viridiplantae; Streptophyta; Magnoliopsida; Zingiberales; Zingiberaceae
Product: histone H3.3
Exons: 5
Coding region: 134-544 (136 amino acids)
Cellular component (GO): nucleosome
Molecular function (GO): DNA binding; protein heterodimerization activity; structural constituent of chromatin
Source: RefSeq, a predicted model, not a curated record